Molecule: messenger RNA, 2454 nt
Organism: Thyridium curvatum
Lineage: Eukaryota; Fungi; Ascomycota; Sordariomycetes; Thyridiales; Thyridiaceae
Exons: 3
Coding region: 1-2454 (817 amino acids)
Cellular component (GO): nucleus
Source: RefSeq, a predicted model, not a curated record
AUGACAUUGAACAUCACUUCGGAUCUCCUCACUUGGUCGAACUCCGAUGCCGACAUCUCUGACUUACAACAACCAAACCAACAACGACGAACACUCGUUCCAGAUGUUUCCCCCGGUAUUGUUCCUUCCAAAGAGCAAGCUCAGGUGCGACCACACGCUACCCGUCUGUGGUCGAUGCGUCAAGCGUCGCCGCGAGAACCAGUGCCUAUAUCAUCCAAACCCCUUAACCCAGGGACUGCUGUCAGUGCCGUACAGUUCCAUCUGAGACUGACUAUAUAUGAGAAGCGUACACCGCAAUCCUACCAGCCUAUUUCGCCAGGUAUCCUGUCGCCAACACCAACACCGAAUCCCGCGACGGCCUCAAGGCCGACGCCAACGGUUGAUGUCCGGGCGUCGAAUGCACGCCAUUCUAGUACAUCUGGAACAAACCACCAGCGGCCAAGGGCCACUUCUGCCGAGCCGCCGGCCGCACCGCAUAGAGCCGCUUCCGCGCCGGCUCCGGACUUCAGACAAGAUGCCAUCGUCACGGCAAGUCCCGACUUUGUCGGCUUGACAAACUACUCGUCCAUCUUCACAGAGGCACUCGGAAAAUUGGACGGCAUCUUCCCCGAGCUCGACGUGGAGUUUAGGCACAAUGUUUCCAUCCCGCAUGCUCGUGUUAUCCAAAGUUGUGAGGCUUUAUCCUUUCUCAAAGACAAGCACCUUAUCAACCAGUUUGUCACGCGGUAUUACGAGACCACGAAAGUCAAUUGGCAACCGGCCCUCCAAUGGAUUGUCAAGGAGUGGCUCAACAGACUGUGGAUUUAUCAUGGUGACGCCCUCAUGAGCCAGCAGCCGGACAAGAUACGGCGACUGGUCGAGCUCAUUUGGCGAAACACGCAGAUCCCACUCCAGUUCCAGAAGGAUAUCAAACCGAUCGACUGGGUUCGUCUCGGCACUGGUUUCAAUGUCAGAUGGGAAGUUAUUGGCAUCAUCGCUGCCAUCGUCGGAAUCAGUGCUAGCAGUAUUGACCCAUUCGACCCUCUCUUGCGGGAUAACAAGCUCACGCGGACUGGGGUGGCCAAUAAGAUGGCCGAGGUCUCUACCAUGUGCCUGGGCUUUUGCCGCGAUUGCGAGUCAAUGGAGGACAUGUUUCUCUGGCUGCUCUUCACAGAUACCGAUCUGGUUGGGAUCCUCAAAGGCGACAGGAGUUACCACUCCUACCGGGCUGCGGGAGAAAUGCUAAGUGCCAUCAUCUCCAUGGGCCUGCACCAGAAGCUGCCGGCGACGACGACGGCCCGCUUGCCUCUUUUUCUCCUCGAGAUGCGCAGGCGAGUCUCGUUGAUGUCAUACGCCGUCGAGAUGAGCCUCGCCAGUUUCCUGGGCCGCCCGCCCCGGAUUUCCUACCGACACUGCACCCGUGAUCAGAUCCUGGACCUGACCGAUGCCGAGCUCGCACUGCACGGCACGGACCUCGAGGCCGCCCUGGCCAACCUGGACGAGAACGGCUUCAAUAGGGGCGUGCGCCUGGACGGCAUCACCUGGCUCAAGGCGUACAUGCCCUUCGCCGACCAGAGGGAGGACGUGCUCGACCUCGCGCUGACGGACUACUCGCGCGAGGAGAUCCUGCAGCGCGCCGAGGCCAUCGAGGCCAAGGGCCGGGCGCACUGGGCGUCGAUGCCGGCCUGGCUGGCCAGCGCGCGCGACGAGGUGCCGGACCCGCACAACAUGGAGCCGCGCGCGAUGCUCUGCCGCAGCUCCCUGCGGCAGGCCUCGCGCUCCAACGACAUGCUGCUGCAGCGUGUCGUCGUGCGCAAGGCGGGCGCCGGCUCGGAGCGGCUCGUCGCCGUCGCGCGCCUCAUCUUUGGCGACGUCCUCAUCAUCACGCAGCGGCCCGACAUCGCGGGCACCUUCCAGAUCCACUUCGCCGCGCUGCUCGUGUCGCACGGCCUGCGGUGCGCGGCCAUCAUCGCCGUGGAGCUGCUGCGGCAGGAGCAGCGGAUGAUGCAGAUGGUGGCCGCGGGCGCGGGGGCCGGCGGCGCGGGGCCGGAGAUGCACCUCCUGCCGCGGAGCAAGACGAUCCAGGACCUGGCCGUCUUCGCGGCGAGGCUGGGCACCGUCGACCCGAUCGAUGGGUCGUAUGCGAUGUGUCAGCAGGGGCAGAAGGUCAUCACCAAGUUGCUUGAUAGGAUCCUCGAGCCGCCGUCGCUGAUGGUUCCGGGAGGAGGUGCCGCCGAGACGCUCUGCUUGGAGCCGCACGUGGAUCCUCAGCUCAGGGUGACGAGCGGCUUGCAUGCCGGAGGUGCAGCCGAGCCGUUCGAUCCCUCUUUGGACCUGCAGGGGAUUAUCAUUAACGAGCCUGGGGGGCAUAAUCUCUUUGGUGGCGCUCCUUUAAACUUGGGCAAUGAUGAUGACUUUAUGAGUUGGCUGGAGAACAUGGACUGGGAACAGGCCGAUGCGUGGACGGCUUUCUAG